This is a messenger RNA of Biomphalaria glabrata, 2044 nucleotides long. RefSeq names its product calmodulin-2-like. The record is from RefSeq and is a predicted model, not a curated record. Gene Ontology annotation, molecular function: calcium ion binding. The coding region runs from base 234 to 659 and encodes 141 amino acids. The transcript is spliced from 4 exons. NCBI's taxonomy places the organism in Eukaryota, Metazoa, Mollusca, Gastropoda, Planorbidae.
UCGACCUCUUGUUGGCUUCCUCGAAGAAUUGAAGGGAUUUGAUAGGUUACACAGGAUUUAUAUCGAUAAUAAAAAUAUACCUUGUUGUUGUGACUCUUUGCAGCUUUCAACUGGCUUUACAGUUGAAACGUCGGCAUUGAAGCGUACAAGAUAUAAACUAGCAGAUCGAGCCUUGGAUAGUGUCUAGCUUCCACAAAUUAAAUUCCAUUUUAAAAGUAAUUGGGCACAACAUCAUGCCUAGAGCUUCCAGAAGAGAUUGGGAAUCAUUGUUCAGAUCAGCUGACCGAGACGGUAAUGGAUAUCUUGACAUCAAUGAACUGAGAGCUUUGUUCAGGAAAGCCAACAGUAGAGUAACAGAAUCACAGCUGAUUGAUAUAUUUGAGUAUUUCGAUGGACCCAAUGGGGAUAGGAGAAUAACGAUGAAAGAGUUCACGACGGGGAUUAAAAAAAUCGAACAGUUUCAUCGUGACGUAGAAUCUCUUUUCAAAAAGUUUGAUAGAGAUCGCAGUGGUUUCUUGGACCGCAACGAAAUGAAAAGGCUACUGGAGUCUAGUGGUCAACGGUUUACGCAUCAAGAAGUGAAUGAAAUCAUCAGGCAAGCAGACGCCAAUGGAGAUGGUCAUAUCUCACUGGACGAACUAUUGAAUGCAUUGACGUAAAAAUACAAUCGUCCAGUGUCAGAACUUUUGUUCAGGGGCAGCAACUUGUGAAAUUUCUGUUGACGCACUCGUGAAAUAGCCUAAUUCACUAAUCCGAAGUUUUAUAUUUUUCAUUGACAUCAUAUUUACUUUUACAAAGUGUUUAUAUGAGAAAAUGUUGAUUAUGUUUAAAUAAAUACGAAGACCUUAAAAAAAAAGAAGCUGUUGCAUUAAUCUAACACAUACGCAUUAUUUCUAGCUUUGACAUUCAAAACAAUUUAAAAACAAGUAACAUAUAAUAAACAGGUAUUUUAAAAAGACAAUGCCUCCUUAAUACAGAUGACAGAAUUUUGUUAGAGCGAUUUUUUUCUCUCUUAAUAACAACAAAGGAAUGAUAGAUUUAAAGAAAAAAAUGGAACAUUUUCUACCUCGCCUUAAUUCCCCCUCCCCUUCGAAAAAAUUCUGGUUAGCGAAUGAAUAAAGUUAUAUACAAUUCCAAUGAUAAGCUUAUAGACCGAGACUACGAAGACGGUACGCAAAAAGAACGUCUGUAUAUUUAGCUCUUUAAUCAUGAAUACAUGUGGGAAUGUUUGUUCAAUAUAUAGAAUGUCCAAAAAUUCGAAACGGUUUAAUUAUUUAGAGUUUUCCUUACCAGGGCUAAUAAGCUAGUAUUUUUGUCUUAUUUGUAUUCAUGAACUGUCAAAUUUAGAGGAAAAUCGUUGAAGCCGUUUUCAAGGUCCGUGUCCACCCAGGUUCCAGUUUCCAUGAAGAGUUUGCAAGCUGAAUAGAGGAAUCGUAAAAAAAAAAUAAUUGCGUUACAAACUCCCUAUAACGUACAUAUGUAAUAUUUUUUUCAUUGAUGUUCUCGACCAGUCAUCUCGGUUUGGACGGCCAUAUCAUUUCCCAUGGGCAUUACUUAUUGCCGUGAACCUUAGGGGGGAGAAUAGUCUCUCAACCCAAACCUCAUCACUGAGCUCGGUUUUGUGCAGCUUUCUUCAUCUGCUCCAUGUCAUUCCCGUAUCAAAAGCUUUGCUGACGACUGACUCUUUCAGAUUUGUUCGGGUCAGCCCAAUGUCAACGGAAGACUAAUUCUAAGUUUAAUUUUAAGCAUAAACUGUUUAGUUUGACAUGGAAAAAAACAACACAACAGAACUUAUUCACCAUAGGCGCAUAGUUAAUUUUUUUAUCAAUAUAAUUAAAUCUCGAUUAUUCCGAUCCCGAUGUAUUAUUUUAUUACUUGUCAAUUUCAAUGACUUUGUCGAUAAUGAAAAAAAAAAGUAGGCCUACAUAAUUUUCAAUAUUCAAACUAAUUGAAUUGAAUAACUGAUCUAGUGGGUUGGAUUUAGAUCUUUGUCAAACAUGGCUAUUGUUCAGUUCAUUAAAAUAAAAGUAGAGUGUGAAAAUGA